This is a messenger RNA of Drosophila busckii, 1370 nucleotides long. RefSeq names its product nucleolar protein 12. Gene Ontology annotation, molecular function: RNA binding. The record is from RefSeq and is a predicted model, not a curated record. NCBI's taxonomy places the organism in Eukaryota, Metazoa, Arthropoda, Insecta, Diptera, Drosophilidae. Bases 49 to 1272 code for a protein of 407 amino acids. The transcript is spliced from 3 exons.
UGCAACCAUUCAACACGUGAAGAAGUUGGAAACAGAAAUUUAAUUAAAAUGAAGGUGGCUAAAAACAAAUCUGAAGAUGACAUAAAGUCCAAAGACAAGUUAACGACGGUGGCAGCAGAGAGUAAAGCGGUCAAAAAGAAGCCAAAAGCGAAGAAACCUAAAGCAGCAAAGCCUGCUGUAGCCGUGGCGGCCAAAGCGAGCGCUGAGAAUUUAACUGUUGCGGAUUUGGCUAAAAUUCAGAAGAAAAAGGCCAAGAAGGAAGCACAAAAACUUAAGAAACAGGAAAGAAAACUUACAAAGGCUGAACCCGAGACGACAGAAAAACCAGCGACAAAAAAUGUAGAUAAGGAGGCCAAAAGCAACACGAAGCAGACAGUCAAGCCAAAAGCAAAGAAGACAAGUGGUGGAAGGAAAGAUGAAGAGACAGUGAAGCGUGAAAGGGAUCCGGCAGCGGAAGCUGCCACAGUGUUUGUAGGCAAUUUGCCCAUCAACACGAAACGGGUGCAACUCAAACGUCUGUUUCAGCCCUAUGGCAAGAUUCAAACCAUACGUUUGCGCACAGCGGGUGGCAAGAAUUUGUUUAAGCACAAACAGCGUAAAGUAGCUGGCUCAUUGAACGCCUAUGUGGUGCUAGAAACUCCAGAGAUUGCAGAGAAAGCGCUAGCGCUGAAUGGUACAGAGUUUAAGGAUAACCAUUUACGUGUGACGCCUUCAGCAAAAGCACCUGCUAUGGAGAACGGAAGCGAUGCAGAUGCCAAGCGUACCGUAUUCGUGGGGAAUCUGAAAUACUCUGCCAAUGAAGAAAAACUACGUGAGAUAUUCUCCAGUUGUGGCGAAAUCGAUUAUAUACGGUGCCUGCAUGAGGGAGAAAAAGGUUGCAAGGGUGUAGCAUACGUAUGUUUCCAAAAACCGGACGCUGUUGGCUUGGCGCUGGAACUGAAUGAAACUUUACUAGACGAUAGACCCAUACAUGUUGAACGUUAUUCGGUGAAGAAACUUGGCGCUAAGGAGACCCGUGAUGCUGCCACAAAAGUAGCUCCAAAGUCAAAGAAAAAUAUGAAUUCGGCAGGAGCCAAGAAACGGCUGGAUAAGAAGCAGCUUAAAGAGAAUGGAAAGCCAGGCGGAGGUGCGCAGUCUCCGGCAAACAAAAAGAAAUCUGAAUACCGUGGUGUGAAAGUAGACGGUAUCAAGAAAAACAAAAAGCCCAAGCAGAAAUCUAAUAAACAAAUGAAUGUGCUAGCUAAGAAAAUUGCGCCAAAGAGCAAGAAUUGACAGUCAUACAUAUGUUAAGUGUAAAUUUUAAUGAAUUACAAAGACUUGUAAAGCAAUAAAUAUUUUUUUGCUGGACUAUUGUGCAGUAACAAUCUUUG